AUGGGGGGGCCCGCCUUCCCCGGCCGUCUCCGGGCCCCGCGUAGCCCGCCCCCAGACCACACCUCAGAAAGGCGCAGCUACAGCGUGUUUGAAAUCGACAGCAGCAGCAGCAGCAACAGCAGCAGUGGAUUUGAAGAGGCGGGGACAGAUUGGAGGGGGGAUGAAGAUGCGUUGUCUAGCGACUUGUCUCCUCCGUCCCGUCGUAGUUUCUUGAUGCAUUUGAUUCGUUUGAAGGCGCUGUGGAUGCGUUGGAUCGAUGAUUUUCUCUCUUCUGUCUGCCGUGUAUCUCGGUCUCUGCAUGCCGUGAGCAGCAAAAGAUACCCUCGGCACCUCCGCGGUGUCCCCCUCAAGAUGGGAGGCGCUGCUUUUCUUCUUGUGCUGCUGGCAGCGCGUCUUUGGCGGCUGCGCGGGACAUAUCGAAAGUCGUCAGGGGUUGCCUUGGGAGCCGGAGGUGGAUCUGCCAGUGGGCCAUCUAAGGCUACACGGGAACAUGGGGGCGUCGGCUCGUCGUUGGGGCGGGCGCUGUUCUUCUGGAGGAGUUUUGGUUGGAAAACACCGGCUGCUGCUGCAGCUGAGCCCUUCUCCCGGGUGCUCGAGCUCGUGGGAGGGAACGCUGUCAAGGAAGUGCACUUCGGUCCGGGGCCACGUCUGCUUCUGGAGCUGAAGGACAGGAGACGCGUUGUUUCAUCUCUUGUUCCGGGGGCGGAAACCGCGUUUUUUCACGCUGUCUCCACCAGAGUCCCGCGCUUCAAAGCGGUGCAAGGGGGUUGGCUUCCUGCUGCUAUUUCCUUUGCUGCGCCUCUGCUGCUGAUGGGCGUUUGGUUCCGUCUGCUGCGGGGGCUGCUGCUGCAGCUGCAGCCGCAAACUCGCGACACCGGGACGGAGCGAGAAGCAGCAGGGGCCCCUCCUCAGACGCGCUUUCACGACAUUGUAUUUCGGCAGAAGGAAGAGUUGCAGGAGAUCGUGUGGCUGCUGAACGGCCAGCAGGAUCUGUACAGCGAGAUGGGUGCGCGUUUGCCUCGUGGGGUGCUGCUGGUUGGCCCUGCAGGAACAGGAAAGACCUUGUUAGCACGGGCGGUUGCGGGGGAAACGCGCGCUGCUUUUCUUUCUGCUGCUGCUUCGGAGUUCACUGACGUCUUCGUGGGCCAAGGCGCUCGUCGCGUGCGGGAGUUGUUUCGAGAAGCACGGCAGCGAGCGCCUUGCGUUGUGUUCAUAGACGAGCUCGAUGCCUUGGGCUCGCGCAGUGGCUCGCCAUCUCUCCCUGAAGGAGCUCAAGCUGCAAACCAAGAGUACGUCCAGACUAUUAACCAGCUGCUGGCAGAGAUAGACGGCGUGAUGGGCGCAGCAGCGGGAGUUGUUGUUAUCGCUGCUACAAACCGCCUCGAGGCCAUCGAUCCUGCGCUGCUGCGCUCGGGGCGUUUCGACCGCCUUAUUCACCUAAGGCUCCCAGAUGAGGGAGAACGCCUCGAGAUUCUUCAGCUUCACGCGGGCCUCAAGAAGAUAAGGCUCAGCAGCGCAGCGCAAGGGCACCUCAAGAACCUUGCUGCUGCAGCGGACGGCCUCAGUGGCGCGGACCUCGAAAACCUCCUCAAUGAAAGCGUCUUCAAGGCCGUACGCAAAGGGAAAACCCACGUCGAUGAAGAUGCCCUUAAUGAAGCCCUUCUCACUCUCUUGCAGCGGACACAUCCCCCUCGACCUCCUACCGAACGCCUGGUACUUAACAGCAUUUUUAGCCCCUCAUUUUAG
Molecule: messenger RNA, 1746 nt
Organism: Eimeria mitis
Lineage: Eukaryota; Apicomplexa; Conoidasida; Eucoccidiorida; Eimeriidae
Product: Similarity to FtsH, related
Exons: 1
Coding region: 1-1746 (581 amino acids)
Biological process (GO): proteolysis
Cellular component (GO): chloroplast thylakoid
Molecular function (GO): ATP hydrolysis activity; ATP-dependent peptidase activity; ATP binding
Source: RefSeq, a predicted model, not a curated record